AUGCCCGCCUCCCCCUCUCGAACCGCCACGCUCCUCUCCAACCUCUCCUCUGUAACCUCCCGCAUCACCACCGCCGCCAGCACCGCCCACCGCGCCCCAACACACCCCGUCCGCCUCGUCGCCGUCUCCAAACUCAAGACUGCCGCCGACAUCCUCGCCCUGCACAACCCGCCAACAAACCACUCCCACUUCGGCGAGAACUACCUCCAGGAACUCACCGAGAAAUCCAAGCUGCUGCCCCCCACGAUCCGCUGGCACUUCAUCGGCGGCCUGCAGUCGAACAAGUGCGUUGCGCUAGCCCGCGACGUGCGCGGCCUCUGGGCCGUCGAGAGCGUCGAUUCCGAGAAGAAGGCCUCCCUGCUGGACAAGGGGUGGGGGGAGCGGGCCGCGGAGGUGCGAGCCACGGAUGCGGACGACCGCCUGCGUGUCUUCGUGCAGGUGAACACGUCCGGCGAGGAGAAUAAGGCCGGGGUGGAGCCGGCGGCGGCGGUGGCGCUGGCGCGCUUCGUCCGCGAGAAGUGUCCGCGGCUGCGGCUGCAGGGGGUCAUGACCAUCGGGGCCAUUGCGCGGUCGAAGGCGACGACGCCGGAGAAUGAGAAUGAGGAUUUUGUGUGUCUGCGUGAGACGAGGGAUCGGAUUGUGCGGGAGCUGGGGCUGCAGGGGCCCGAGGCCGAGCUGGAGUUGAGUAUGGGCAUGUCGGAGGACUUUGAGGGUGCGAUUGCCCUGGGGAGUGACCAGGUGCGUGUUGGCACGACUAUCUUCGGGCAUAGGCCGCCCAAGUCGGAGGCGAGGAUCCUAUAA
This is a messenger RNA of Aspergillus clavatus NRRL 1, 801 nucleotides long. RefSeq names its product YggS family pyridoxal phosphate enzyme. The coding region runs from base 1 to 801 and encodes 266 amino acids. The record is from RefSeq and is a predicted model, not a curated record. NCBI's taxonomy places the organism in Eukaryota, Fungi, Ascomycota, Eurotiomycetes, Eurotiales, Aspergillaceae. Gene Ontology annotation, molecular function: pyridoxal phosphate binding. Gene Ontology annotation, cellular component: intracellular anatomical structure. The transcript has a single exon.